This is a messenger RNA of Calypte anna (Anna's hummingbird), 4741 nucleotides long. It is a transcript of the gene B3GALT1, whose product is annotated as beta-1,3-galactosyltransferase 1. The record is from RefSeq and is a predicted model, not a curated record. Lineage: Eukaryota; Metazoa; Chordata; Aves; Apodiformes; Trochilidae. Gene Ontology annotation, cellular component: membrane. The transcript is spliced from 4 exons. The coding region runs from base 541 to 1521 and encodes 326 amino acids. Gene Ontology annotation, molecular function: N-acetyl-beta-D-glucosaminide beta-(1,3)-galactosyltransferase activity.
GUUUUUUCUUAGGCAUUAUUGCUACUUCGAUAAUUACUCUAGAAGUUAGGGAUAGCAAACCUAUUUACAUCACCAGUUUUUCUCCUGCUGCCUAGGAGAAAAGAAUGUAAGGCUCAUCUGCUUCUUGUUCCUGCAUCUAGGGAUGCAACAGGAUCUCCACCCCAAAAAGAUUGUGCACCUCAAAAUACCACACAGGCUCAUCAUCUGAAUCAGUUAUUGAUGACACCUUGGGGACUUGCCACCAAUUCCACUUGAUGCUGCUUUUAAAAUGACUUUUAUGGAGUCUACUCGGCCACUGAUCAUUACAUGGAAACAAAAGAAAAUACUGAGACAUGGAAGCCACUGGUAAUAAAAGAAGAGAAGCUGAGUAUCAUCAGGGUUAAUAAGCUGCUAUUUGAGAUCCAUGAAUGAUUACAGAGUUAAUUUUCUAUAUCGAACUUUCAAGUUUCAUUAAUAAUAUGCUGCCUCUCUGGGACACAGGUGCAGUCAUGGUAAAAAGGCUAUUUAUUCAUCAUACGGAAUAGAAGAGCUAGAGGAACAAUGGCUUCAAAGGUCUCAUGCUUAUACAUUUUGACAGUAGUUUGUUGGGCAAGCGCUCUCUGGUACUUAAGUAUAACUCGCCCUACUUCUUCCUACACUGGCCACAGACAGCUCGGCAGCAUAUCUAUAGCCAGGAAGAAUGUUUCCUUUGGCAACAUAAGAACUCGACCUAUAAAUCCACAUUCUUUUGAAUUUCUUAUCAAUGAACCCAACAAAUGUGAGAAGAGCGUCCCUUUCUUGGUCAUUCUUAUCAGCACAACUCACAAGGAGUUUGAUGCAAGGCAAGCCAUUCGAGAAACAUGGGGAGAUGAAAACAACUUUAAAGGAAUUAAAAUCGCCACACUGUUCCUCCUCGGCAAAAAUGCAGAUCCUGUGUUAAAUCAAAUGGUAGAGCAAGAAAGCCAAAUUUUUCAUGACAUAAUUGUGGAGGAUUUCAUUGACUCCUAUCAUAACCUCACUCUGAAAACGCUGAUGGGGAUGAGGUGGGUAGCAACAUUUUGUUCAAAAGCAAAGUACGUUAUGAAGACAGACAGUGAUAUUUUUGUAAAUAUGGAUAACCUUAUUUAUAAGCUGCUCAAACCUAACACCAAGCCAAGGAGAAGGUACUUCACAGGUUACGUUAUAAACGGAGGGCCAAUACGAGAUGUCCGCAGCAAGUGGUACAUGCCGAGAGAUUUGUAUCCUGACAGCAAUUAUCCACCCUUCUGUUCAGGCACUGGCUAUAUAUUUUCAGCUGACGUAGCAGAACUGAUUUAUAAAACUUCCCUUCAUACCAGACUUCUUCAUCUUGAAGAUGUGUACGUUGGACUCUGUCUCCGGAAGCUGGGCAUUCACCCCUUCCAAAACAGUGGCUUCAAUCACUGGAAAAUGGCUUACAGCUUGUGCAGGUAUCGCAGGGUGAUCACUGUGCACCAGAUAACGCCAGAAGAAAUGCACAGAAUUUGGAAUGACAUGUCCAGCAAGAAACACCUUAGAUGUUAAAAUUUUUACAGAUGUACAUACCUUUUUUUUUAAAAAAAAAAAUUGGUUUAGUGUGGUUAUUUUUUGACCAAGUGAUCUGCUGAUUUACAGGUUAAACUGUGGGAUAUUAACUGUGAGAGGAUUUUUAAUGACUUUUUUCAUUCUCAUUUUCAGUACUGGUUUACAGACUUCAGGCUCUUGUCAUAAGGAGACUACACCAACUGAAAGGAUCUAGAGUCAAAUCUCAGAUUUUGUACACUAUCCUCUGUCACGUAUAUCAGCUCCUGUAUCUGUAUGUAAAAGGACAGUAAUAAACUAUCAUGAGCUGCUAAACAGUUCAUGCCCCAGAUUCCGAGAUAAGACUGUGGCCCUAAGAACUGAAGCAUUAGAAAUAUAAUUGUAUUCCUUUUUUGACACCCUACAAUCAUCUCUGUUUAGAACUUUGUUAACAAAUUGAGUGGUAUACAUUUGCACUGACCUUUUACACCUAUAUAUUGACAUGUAUAGUUUGUGUUACAAUGUGUGCAAUCCUUGAAAACUUACUGAUGGUAUAAUAGCAGAAUUUAGACAAGAACAUCAAAGUCUCAUAGGCCUUAGAAACAAACCCACACACUGAAGUGUAUUUUUAUCCACCAAACAGUAUUUAAAUAAUUUCAGAAGAUACUCCAUUUCUUUCCACUGUCUAAUAGCCCUUAAAAAAAAAUCUAAUACAAUUUUAAUAUGAAGUAGAAUCUGUAGGUAAAAAAAGAGAGAUGUAUGAAAAACUCUCAAAAAUUCAUUUGAGGUACAAGGAUCUUUUAACUUUUAAUUUUAAAGCAAGUGCAAUGUUUGUUAUAAGUAUCAGUGGAGCUCUCCAUUAAGUGUCUUGUAUAGCAAUAUAUAAUUAUAUUGAAUGGUAAAAGUGUCAAUAAGCAGCAUAUUUCUUCAUCAGUCAGUACACAAUUUACCUAAAUAACACAGAAGCAGCUUAAGGUAACAUCUACUUUUUGCUACGGUAUAUGUUAAAAAAAGAAAAAAAACACCCAAAAAAAAACAACCCCAAAAAAUACCCAAGCCAACUCUAUUCAGUACCACCUUCUAACAAAAGCUAAAAUAUGACAUUCUUCAGCUAAUAACUUGGAAUGAAAAAUUCACAAACAAGCUAGAGAAAUGAAACUCAAUAAACCUUAUUAGCUGUAGAUUAAUCACACCAUCCACAGUACACACAAAAGUCACAUUAAUUUCAGCUGGCAUUAUGGGCAACAUACAAAAAAACCCAAACCUGUUACUCCAUACAUUAUUCAGGACAUCUGUAAAGUUGUCCAAAAAUUUUCCAUAGGUGUAUGUAGCACUUUACAGCAGCAGAGGAAUGAAGAUGCUACCCCUAAAGGUUUGCAGUUUCAUGGCAAAUUGUUAGUCUGACUUAGAGAUGCAGCACUACGUUUUUGAAAAGAACUACUUGUAAAUAAGCUAAAGUGUACCUGGCCUUUAAGCUACACAACAGAUAAUCCAGAAUUUUCUGCUAAUCAACAGGAGCUUGUGCAUCCUCCAUAAAUGAAAAUCAGUAAUUUUAGAUAAAAAUACUGAACUUCUUGCAGUAUAAUUAAGAUUUACCUUCCCCUAGCUGACCUAGUCCUCAUUAAGUUGCUCUUGCUUCAUAGCAACCUCAGAACUCUGGCUAAACAAGAUCCAACUAACUGCAUAGAUGAAUAUACAACACACACACACUGGCUGGUUAAAUCUCAGCUUUCCUUACUCAAGCCCCAGAACAUCCAGUUGAAGAAGGGAAAGGAGGGUAGAAUUAAUCUCAGGCCCUCAGGUAAAUCAGAGAGGAUGAAUUCUGUGCUAGCAGGAACUCAUUAUGUAAUAUCUUCAACCUGCAGGUUGCAAUCACUUCUGUUACCCCUCUGCACUGUGUAGUACUUUGGGGUUUCUGAAUCCACAGAGUGGAUUUGGUGGCCUUACUUCUGCUGACAGUUCUGUGGCCUUUGGUUAGUAACCAAGAGGACAGCAGGGCUCUCAAUCCAGACACCUCAGGGCUAGAAUAGCAUGGUAGUCUUGAAUUUCGCCUAGUACAAGUAACCUGCAUUAAUGAUUGGAAGAUACACCUUGAAAAUAAUAUCUGAAGAAAUGUAUUUCCUGCCAUUUAGAAACAGAUAGCUCUUCAACAGAAAUGUAAAUGUUCAUCUUGGAACUGAUGUAUAUAUUUCUAGUGCAUUUUCUUCUGUAUUCAGCUGUAUAUAAGUGUAAAGCCUGCUUGCUAUGUAGUAUUCUGUUAUGCAUGGAGCUAAGCUAGGCAUUAUAUUUGUCCAGUGUUUCAAGAGCCUUAAGCAUGUGUGCCCUAACUUUUGAAUGUACAAGAUUUUUUCUUUUAUUGUCAAGUGAAGAACACAACAAAAAGAACACAACAAAAGCCUAAUUUUCUACUUCUAUUAAUUUUCUGAUAGUAGAUUUCACUAGCUUGCUACACUUACAUAACAGAUGUAUUCUUUUCUCUUUGCUCAGAAAUUGCAGUAUUGCAACCUGGAGCUAGGAAGGGAGUGAUACAUCUACUUGCAGGGACAGCUCACUGGCCCUUCCACCCUACAGUAGUGUUUGUGCCACAUGGGGUACUGUUAACAUACAAACAUUUGCAGUGGGCUUCCUUUAAUCAAGAGAAUUAUUUAUGUUACUUAAAAGUCAUUUUGUUUCAGGAGGCAUGGGACAAAUGACAACUUGGUUAUGACGUGCUAGCUUCUAGGGACUUUACAAGUGUGACUAUGAUUAUAUUUUGAUUCCAAAGCAUACAUUAACAAAGCACACUGAGCAAAGAAGCUAGGAGGGAAAAGCCUCUCUUGAGGAGGUUUUCACAAAAGCAUUUUUUUUUCUAAACAGUGAGAAUAUUUCAACCAAAUUCUCAAGGUUCAUUUUUCAUCUUUCCUAAUAAUAAUGUUACGUAUCAAUUUCGAUUCUUUAUUGGCAUUUUUUUGUAUCUAUAAUGUAGAUGGCAAUUUGCAAAUGAAGAGUGUAAUUAACUAAAAAAGCUUGUCAACAGUAACCAAACUUAAGGUGUAUCAUUAUAUAUGACUGGCUGUACUUAUGUAUUUAUUUGUCUAAAUUGUAUAUAUUGUUUCAUCUAUAGUGUCUGUAGGAGUGCAUUCUUUUAGAUUAAAGUAUUAUUUACAGUUUUGUGGGAUUGCCAGCAAAGCUGCUAAUCAAGAUACUAUUUUUUUGUAUCAACGUCAAAUAAUUAAAAAAAUGAAGAAGAAAAUCAAAUGAAAAA